Messenger RNA from Hibiscus syriacus, 1585 nucleotides. Its product is annotated as regulator of G-protein signaling 1-like. NCBI's taxonomy places the organism in Eukaryota, Viridiplantae, Streptophyta, Magnoliopsida, Malvales, Malvaceae. Bases 140 to 1528 code for a protein of 462 amino acids. The transcript has 13 exons. The record is from RefSeq and is a predicted model, not a curated record.
CACUGGAAAUCGAGGACACUUUCCGUGUUUUUCCCAACCAAUGACUUAUUAUUCAAUUCUUUUCCUUUUACUUGAAGAAUAUUCAACGUUCAAUUCCUUAAUUUGAUUUGUUACCAAUCAUAUAUGUCACAGGAAAACGAUGGCCACCUGCUCCGCCGUUCAUGGUGGCUGCCCCUCCGAUUAUGUUGCUGUUUCCAUAGCCAUAUUCUCCAUGAUUCUACUUUUUGUGAGGUCAAGCUUUCCGUUUUUGAUACACAAUGUUCCGAGUGCAAAAGGCAGUGCCUUUUGGAUUCCAGUCAUUCAAGUUAUUGCCAGCUUCAACUUUCUGAUAGGAAUUGUGAUGGCUGGUAAUUUUCUCAAGUACAAAAAGAACCAUUGGUGGCUGUCUUGCUAUGUUUGGGCAGUAUGGGUUGAAGGUCCACUCGGAUUUGGUUUGUUGAUUAGCUGCCGCAUAGCACAGGCCUUUCACCUAUACUAUGCUUUUGUUAAGAGGCGUUUACCACCGAUUCGAUCUCACUUUUUUCUUCCACUAAUUGUCUUGCCGUGGAUCGCCAGCGCUGCGAUUGUUCACAUGAUGAAGCCUCUCAAUUACAGGUGCCACUUGGGAACUUACUGGAUAAUCGCUGCAAUAUGUCUCCACACAUUGUAUAUCGCUGUUUUGGUCAUUUUCACGGGGGCGAUUCGGCACAUAGAAUUUAGGUUUGAUGAGCUCAAAGACCUGUGGCGGGGAAUACUUGUUUCGGCCUCACUUAUUGGACUCUGGAUUUCCGCAUACAUCUUGAAUGAAGUUCACGAAGAUAUCUCAUGGCUUCAAGUCACCUCCCGAUUUCUCCUUUUGUCUACGGCAAGCAUUCUCGUACUGGUUUUCUUUUCCAUGUCGAUCUCUCAGCCUUUGCUCACACAAAUCAGCUUCAUAAAAAAAGGACCUUUAAAAUUCAAAACAAUGUGUCAAGCUCUGGGAAUACCGGAUAGCGGAUUGCUAUUGCAUAGAGAACAAGCUGUUGCCAUCGAUCCCAACGAACCAUUGGAUAAGCUUCUUACAGACAAAAAGUUCCGUCAGUCUUUUAUGGCAUUUGCAGACAGUUGUUUGGCCGGGGAAAGCGUACAUUUCUUUGAAGAGGUGCAUGAACUUGGCAAAAUUCCAACAGAUGACCCUGUAAGAAGGAUUUACAUGGCACGACAUAUCAUUAAUAAAUACAUAAUUGCAGGUGCAGUAAUGGAAGUUAACAUAUCUCAUAGAAGCCGGCAAGCGAUCUUGAACACCACUGACCUAACACAUCCCGAUCUCUUUACCGAUGCACGAAACGAACUAAUACAGUUGAUGAAAACGAACUUGGCAAAAGAUUACUGGUCAUCCAUGUACUUCAUCAAACUCAAGGAUGAAACCAGUGUAAGAUCCAACGGCCAUGAAAUGGAACAGAUGAGCUUCUCACCCAGGUUGAGUUGUGUUCAUGCUAUUGAUGAUCCCUUUCACCAUGACCACUUUUCGUGUGGCUCAAGCCAAGAUGCACAUGAUCCAUACCCAUAAUAGAUGUAGGAUUUGUAAAUUAUCAAUCACUUUAAAUGUAAAUUUAUAAUAUUUUGC